This is a messenger RNA of Lindgomyces ingoldianus, 5985 nucleotides long. RefSeq lists its product as uncharacterized. Gene Ontology annotation, molecular function: microtubule binding. The coding region runs from base 1 to 5985 and encodes 1994 amino acids. NCBI's taxonomy places the organism in Eukaryota, Fungi, Ascomycota, Dothideomycetes, Pleosporales, Lindgomycetaceae. The transcript has 33 exons. The record is from RefSeq and is a predicted model, not a curated record.
AUGAAUAAGGAAGUAGUGAGAGUGAGUGCGGUAACGAGGAAGAAAUAUGAGAGAAGCGGUAGAACAACAUUGAUAAGGUUAAUGGGGCGAGUUACACUAGUGACGAUUCAUGCCGGCUAUCUUGGAGUAACGGAAAUGAUGCCGUGGAAGUGGUCCUGCCAAACUUCAGGCUCCAUUCGGGAGGUUGCAAGGCCAUUUACGCGGGGCUGGAGUAUUAAUGUGGCUUGGCAUUCAUCACGACAGUCCAGAUACCAGCCCAUUCACCCCGCAGUGGACACGAGACGUACAGCGUCGGCAGAUUCAGGAAAUGCUUCUCGCAUUUGCGUACUUUAUUCAGGACCAGAUCCUGGGAAUGACAAGGAUCGGCGACGGGAUACGGAAUACGUGCCGAAUAUCAAGAACAGGCUUGAAUGGAAGCGCGGUGAGGUUGAGCAGAGAGAGAUGGUGGCGUUGCCUGCUGGCCAGCGGAAAAGCAAAGAACAGAUCCCGGCCAACCAUUCUGGCGGCCAUGAUGCAGCCAAAACACGUCAACAGCAGUCAGAGGCAGACUCAAAGGGAGUCUCACCAGCUCUUCCCGCCGGCAAUCACCACUCUCUCUCCUCUUCUCCGCCUUCUACAUGCAUAUACAGCUCCUUCCAUCCCAUUGUCACCAUGUCGGGCCUCUCAACCACACCGCGCUUCCUUCCCCCAAUAUCUCCCCGACGAGCCUCAUCGCCUACAAUAACGGCUGGGGGCUCUGAGGAGAGCAAUCUUCGCGACAUGUCCCCGAGCACCACCCUGCGAGCUUUUACCGAGAAACCAGUCCCAUUCGAUACCACGCGCGACGAGUACAAGAUCUUCGCUUGCAUCGAGAAUCUCACGCCGGCAGAGAGAGACUUGGGUGCGAGGGUCGCAAAGGCAGCGCAACGACUGAAGAGCUGGUGUGAGGAGAUCGACAAGUGGGGCUGGUCAGGCACCUUUGAGCAGCCCAGCGAGGCCUACCGAGAGACACGCAGGAGGAGCGUAGAGGCGCACAUCCGGGAGCAUGUGAAAGACUCGAAUGGAGCUAUUGGCAGUAUUGGUCCGCUGGAGUACUGGGGUUCGCUCCUGUCCGUUGAGGUGGAAGCCCACGAGGCCCGCCUUGAUGAGAUAUCAGAAGAGCUUUUAACGUUGGACAUCGAGGAGUUGAAGGGCCACGUCCUGGAUAUUCAUGGUCCAAACAAAUCGAGACCUUCGUCGGCCGGAUAUGAGGCAGUGCGACAAAACUACACCCUCAUGGACGACUUCUCAAUCAUACUCACCCAGACGCUCAUUUCCGCACUACCGCAUCAUUAUCAACUCGGGGAGCGACUCAAUACAUGGACCGCGCGUGUUUCCAUCCUCCGCGAAGCGCCACACUUUCUAUCCGAUCUCCAAACCUCGCAGAAGGCGAUGCGGCUCGGCUGGGAGGCACUCGAGCCACCAAAGGAUCUCUCAGACACCUCGUUCAACAAGUGGAAGGAGGCUGUGGGCACCAUUUCGGGCGUACUUCAAGGGAAGGUUGGAGAUCUGGGCCAGCGUCUUGACCGCAUGCUAGAUACGCUCGAAGGACGAGAUGACUGCUUGCCGGACGAAUGGAUUGACAACUUUGAAGGGCUCGAGGCAGAUUAUGGGCAAUGGGCACACGUCUCGCGAAGGAGAAUUAUCGAAUUUGACGUUCGGAGGAAGGUGGAACAGAAUGGGGUUGAAACCAGAACUGGUGAGGCUUCCGAGAGGCUUCACGCACAUGCCGAUCACGGCAACACAAUGGAGCCAAAGAAGGACGAACCCGCGGCGAUAGAAACAACUGAAGAACCUGCACCGGAGCCAGUAGAAGCAAAAUAUAUUAAGCUCCCGAAUGUCGAACAACAACGGUCCGUCACUGCAUUUAAGACGGCGAUCCCUGAGGCACCUAGGCACCAGUGCCACGCAGAAGUUGACGAAAUAAUACAGGAAAUAGCUUCAGACCAUGUCCCAUCGAGUCCUCUUGAAGAGUCGGUAUUCGAAGAAGGGGACACGGUUGUGCACAAUGAUUUGCCGGAGAGCUCAGAAGAUCCCCUUUCUUCCAGGUCCGAACUGAUACACUUUCGACCCAGAUCAAUCAGCCCCGUGUCACUCCUUGUCAUAACUACUGAAGAACAAGUCGAUGCUAUCGAUCUACCAGACAUACCUCUGACACCAAGAUCUCGAUGUGGCAGCAUUGGCUCAAUUUCCUCGAGCAUCUCGUUCCCUUCCAGUCCCCCCGGCACAGUCGAAGAAUCCCCUUCUGUGCGCAACGCAACAAACCGCCAAGCCAAACCACCGCCUCCCGCGCUCAAUGCAGCAAUGGGGAAACGCCGUCCUUUGAAGCACGUAAAGGAAUCCGCAAUCGACAACACCCCGCCCUGGCCGCCAACCCAAUUCUCCAAGCACCUGGCUCCCAACAGCGCGGAAGACCUGGAACGCAAGAUCUCCGAUAUUCUCACUACCAUUCCCGCCCAUAUUCGCCUGACAUCAGGACCAGAACCCGAUGCGCCGGAGGUGAAGCCGGGAGGCAGAGUCACUAGCAAAGGAAGUAAGGGAUAUCUUCGUGCAUCUCGCUCUGUCAGCGGCAUGAAGUCCCCCCAACUUACCUUGUCCCCUGCAAAGCAAGACUUUGACUCUGCUAAUGCUGCUUCAGGCCGAAGGUCCUCGGCGGCUUUGAGAGGCGACAACGAUAUCAAGCUUUAUCACCUGACGCAGCCUGGUAAAGAGCAUCCUGUCAAACUCUUUAUCCGUCGAGUCGGCGAGAACGGAGAGCGCGUGAUGGUGAGAGUCGGCGGCGGAUGGGCUGAUCUCGGCGAAUAUCUUCGGCAGUAUGCUGAACAUCAUGGACGGCGCACUGUUAGCGAAGGGAAAUUUGAGAUUCUAGGUAUCGAAGUCAAGAAUCCGGAAGUCGCGCCACCCAGACCAGAAAGUGCGAUGAGUAGGCGAGAUAAUAGUCGACGGUUUAGCGUUGGGAGUCCAAACUCCACACCUCAGAAAUCUGCCGGCGUAGGCUUGUCUAGAGAUGAUGCGAGCUCCAACCUUCCAAACAUCACAAACACUCCUGCUGGAAUGAGCGCAGAGACUUCAGCCCCUUCCACAGGUUCUUCCAGGCACUCAUGGACUGGAAAUGAAGUUGGACUAGCUGGUCCGAAGUCAAAGAAAUUAGAUCUGAGUGGCGAGAAAUUAGAAUGGAUCGAAGGAAUGCUGAACAAGGCCCGCACAGCUAGCGGCAACAUGACGAGUGCGCCGAGAUCUGACCACACACCUAAAGACCCCCAGACCGACCGAGCAGAGAGUCGAUCUGAGAGCAGGUCUGGAGCAAGACCUAAGCCUGGCUUUGGUGACUUGGGCAAGAUCGGAGGAACCAAGCGCGUCUUCAUGCGAGUAUCUCAUACUCCGAAGGACGUUAUAUUCGAUUGCGUAGUUGCUUACGCUUUCGUGGAGUUUCAUACCCUCGCCUUUCUUUCUGCGAAAUUGAGAUCGAGGGCUUCUAGAUUGGAUUUCGUCGUCUUUGCUGCUAUUGGUGUCACUGCCGUUUGUUCUUCAGCAUCUGAAGGUUGUUCCAAUCUCAAAAGCUCCAAUGCUCGAGACCACUCAAAUAUCCAAUCACAUGGCUCUCCAUUGGACGACUGCUCGCACCUAGUUACAGUCCAUGACAUAAAACGUCUUCAGCUAGACGGUAUAUCCCUCUCGAGAAUCAAAAAGUGGAACAGUCAAAUACCACUGAAGUCGGAUGACGUGUUUGUGGUGUUUCAGAGAGAAGGAAAACCAGGAUAUGGAAGCGACCGCCAAAUGGCGCCAACAUCAUUCGUCAUCAUGAGCCUUAUUGGCUAUCUUUGUUUGGGCACGAAUACCCUCCCGAAAUACUCAUGGGCCUCUAUCUCGAUCGUGAAAGUUGCCGGGAUUUGUAAGUUGGUGGCUCUGAGCCUCCUUGUUGUGGGAUCCGCUCUCAAGUGUCUAUUUGGGCUGCAUGGUUUGGCAGUGCUCACUGAGCUAUGGACUAAAUGCUCUCAAAAAUCGACGCCGAAGAUUUUGAAAUCUAGUUCUACUUCUUCUUAUGCUGGCUUCUCGUCUUUACUGUGGACAAAAAAAAGGCAAGCCUUCCUCAUAGACUCCAAGACAGGAAGGCCACGGUAUGUAUCCAUAUCGUUUGCUAGACGGCACAAUACCAUUACCGAGAUGGGAAACAACACCUGGAAUUUGCAAGAUGCCACUUUGGAUAUGCAUAGCUCCCUUCUGCUGUUCGUCCUAGACUCCUUACGGAAUCGCUUCCCCUUCGCUCUAAAACGAGAAUGGUCUUCUUGGAUGGGCGCAAAACCGAAACCUCAGGACAUAGUAUCUGGAUUUUGGCGAGCUCCCGACCAAAAGCUCCCUAUUCCUGGACCCCAUGCUUUUCGAUGUGCUCGAAUUUCAUGGAGCGUCGGUUUUCUCGUCAGCGAGAAUCUACGCUUAGUUCUUGAGCCUAAUGACUCGAAAAAUACAUUCCUUAACAGCAGUAAGACGAUAAUAAUAUUGAAAGUUGGGAAAAGGAUGCUAAUGAGCGGGAAUCGUAGGGUCCACAUUCUGGAUAUAUCUCUUUUAUGCCCCGGCGCUAAAUCCGCAGCAGAACGUACUAGCAUACCAAAUUCUGUCACUGAACAUGCCUCGCCUACCCACAGCCCAAAAAGGAUGCCAGAAAUGUUGAACCCAAAACCACCUCAAAAUGGAUUUUGUGAAACUCCCGGUCUUUGUCACUUUUGGUCUUCCGACGAACCGGGAAAGAGCAUACGUUUUUAUCAGCUCGUUUGUAACCACCUACUAAGUCACCCGUCGCCUCCCCGCAACCUUACAUCACCAAAAAUGAAGGGACCUAAAGACACCAUGGACUUUUGGGGUUUAUAUGGCUAUGAAGGGGAUUUCGCUUCGGGACUGAUGCGGUAUUUCAAGUCACGUGGUAGUUCAUUCACCACUUCCUACCUAAAGCAAGCACAUUCGCAACAGCCCCAACCAGUUGAAUCAUUCUUGCUUGCUAUCUUGAUACUCACUUCUUUACCUGGGAAAGGAGAGCAACCGAAAUGGGGAAGAUGCGCUAAGCGAAAUGCCUCAAGAAGUAAGGCUCAGUUGGGCUUUUGGCCUUCUCACUACAUCGCUAACUAUUCAUUUCAAACCGAGACGGCUGCGAAACUGACAGCGCGCCACCUUCACGAUCUCAAAGCGAAAAAGAAACGUAGAAGGGGGACGAAAGGGGGGAAGAAAAGGAAGAAAGGGGGUGAUGGAACAAAUAGAACAAACAGAAUGAACGGAAUGAACGGACUGAAUGGAACGAGCGGCACGAAUGUAACUCCAACCCUUCGGAAUCCACCACCCACAACACCCACCAAGCUUCUGCCCGAAGGACACAUCCCCAUUUCUCAAGUUACCCUGCCUAUUGUUCAAUCGUUCGAGGAUCGCCUUGAAGAGUACAGCCGAGAACUACGGAAGGAUUUGGAGCAACGGCGGAAGAUUGAAGAAUACCUGGACGGAAAUUAUCGUCAAGGAUUAAUAGUGCGGAUAUACCGGGAGCAGCUGAAUAAAUUAACGGAACGUCUUAAUACUAGGCUAGAUGAGAUCAAUUCACUGCGACGGGAGUUGGAGGUGGCCAGUGGUGUGCUUCACGGUCUUACGCGGUCGUUUAAAGAGGCUCAAGGGGAUACGGAGAAGGAGAAAGAGAAAGAAAGGGGGAAGCAGGUAGUGGUGGUCGAUAUUCGGGAGGAGGGGGAUAGUUUGGGCGAGGGAGAGGAGGACGGAGAGUCUGAUGGCGAAGAUGCGGAAGGAGAAAAGGCAGAAAAGAUGGGGACAGGCAUAGUGACAAAAGAGGACACAGUAGGAAGGAAGGAAGAGGACCGAGUUAUCGAGGAAGAGGACGAUGAGCAGUAUAGCGGAAGAAACCUUUCGGAGAUGAUAACGAGGCGCCUUGAAUUAAUUUGUACGAUGGGGGGGCAAAAUGGAGAUCGCAGGCCCUGA